Messenger RNA from Penicillium mononematosum, 1806 nucleotides. RefSeq lists its product as uncharacterized. Gene Ontology annotation, cellular component: vacuolar membrane; endosome. NCBI's taxonomy places the organism in Eukaryota, Fungi, Ascomycota, Eurotiomycetes, Eurotiales, Aspergillaceae. Gene Ontology annotation, molecular function: siderophore-iron transmembrane transporter activity. Bases 1 to 1806 code for a protein of 601 amino acids. Gene Ontology annotation, biological process: intracellular iron ion homeostasis; transmembrane transport. The record is from RefSeq and is a predicted model, not a curated record. The transcript has a single exon.
AUGUCGGACCCCUCCAAGUCAUCCAACGUGGAGGCCAAUACAGUUCCCCCACCAUGCCCUGAAGCCUCUAUAAGCGACUCCAGGCUGCCCGGUGCAGCGCGCAUGAAGGCCCUGUACUCUUCGCUUACAGUUGUUGAACGAAUUGCGAUCUUCUCCAGCGUCUUCGUCAUUGGUUUCGCUUAUGGCCUUGACAAUCUGCUGCGGGGCACAUACGAACCAUAUGCCACUUCCUCCUUUGGCGAGCAUUCCCUCCUCUCGACCAUCAAUGUGAUCCUCUCCGUUGUUGCCGCUGUUUCGCAGCCGACGGCGGCCAAGAUCGCCGAUAUCUUCGGUCGAGUGGAGUUAGUGACAUUUUCCGUCUUCCUCUACGUGAUCGGUACUGUCGUUGAGGCUGUCGCAAAGAACGUAUCCACGUAUGCCGGUGGUAGCGUCAUAUUCCAGGUCGGUCAGAGCAUGAUCAAGGCGCUUAACUCAAUCAUUGUUUCCGACCUCACUUCGACCCGUUCGCGGCUUUUCUUCAGCUAUACUCCUAUCGCGCCAGCCCUUAUCACCACAUGGGUUAGCGGCAACAUUGCCAAUGCUGUCCUUUCCGCUACCGACUGGCACUGGGGCAUCGGGAUGUGGUGCAUCAUUUAUCCCGUUUCUGCGCUUCCUCUCAUAACCAGCCUCUGGGCUGUCACCCGGCGGGUCAAAAAGCAGGGCACCUUGGAGAAAUCCAGUACCCCACUUCAAGCCCUCGGCCCAAAAGACUUUAUAGUUGAACUUUUUUGGAUGCUUGAUAUCAUCGGAAUCAUCCUCCUCGUUGCCAUCUUGGCCCUUCUUCUUGCGCCACUUACCAUCGCUGGGGGCGCCCAGUCCCAAUGGAAGAGCGCCCAUAUUAUUGCGCCUCUCGUUGUGAGCGCCUUUUGUGUUCCAGUCUUUAUCUACUGGGAACUCAGGGCUCCUCGUCCCUUGAUUCCCAUGACUCUGAUGAAAGACCGAGCCGUCUGGGCUCCAUUGGGGAUUGCCAUAUCCCGGAAUAUUGGGUACCAUCUGCAGGCCAAUUACCUUUAUACGAUCCUUGUCGUGGCAUUCGACUUUGACGUCACCGCCGCGACCCGUAUCUCCUCUCUCUUUUCCUUCGUCCAGGUUGUAGUCGGCCCCCUCCUCGGCUUGGUCGUCUUCCGGGUCCGGCGGCUCAAGGUCUUUAUCCUUAGCGGGACCGUCAUUUACAUGGUCGGGUUCGGCCUACUCAUCCGAUACCGCGGGUCUCUUACUGGCAACAGCAAGGUCGGCGUCGUUGCAGGCCAAGUGCUCCUAGGUUUCGGCAGCGCGCUAUUCUCAUGGCCAGCUCAGGCGUCGAUGCAAGCUCACAUCAAGCACGAGCACCUCGCCGUUAUGACAGGCACGUUUCUGGCUUCAUACAACGUCGGGUCUGCCAUUGGAAACACAAUCUCCGGAGCAAUCUGGACCCAGCUCCUACCAUCCUCGCUCCAUCACGAACUCGGUGGUAUCAACUCCCUCCUGGCCACCUCCGCUUACAAGGAUCCAUUUACCGCGAUCGCCCAAUGGCCCAUGGGUACACCUGAACGCAUGGCUAUUGUUCGCUCCUACCAGUACAUCCAGCACCGUAUCACCGUCACUGGUAUCUGUCUCUGCGUGCCGAUCAUGGCGUUUGCCUUGGCCGUGCGCGACCCCAAACUCAACGACGAGCAAACUCUAGUUAUCGAUGAUGAUCUGCCCUAUCAAACGGGGUUGUCAGAACCUCUGCCACAGCCAAAGAUAGGCUACCGAGAGCCGACCAAGUCCCCAGCAGCUGUACACUAG